This is a messenger RNA of Phyllostomus discolor (pale spear-nosed bat), 1889 nucleotides long. It is a transcript of the gene CTU1, whose product is annotated as cytosolic thiouridylase subunit 1. Gene Ontology annotation, cellular component: mitochondrion; cytosolic tRNA wobble base thiouridylase complex. Gene Ontology annotation, biological process: tRNA wobble position uridine thiolation. Gene Ontology annotation, molecular function: tRNA binding. NCBI's taxonomy places the organism in Eukaryota, Metazoa, Chordata, Mammalia, Chiroptera, Phyllostomidae. The record is from RefSeq and is a predicted model, not a curated record.
UUCCCCUCUGCUCCAGGUGGCUCCUUAUUACCUAGUGGGUCACGGCAGGAGCCUUCUCACUGGCCUGCCCUGGCCACUCUCCAUGUCUAUUCACACCCCGCAGCCUGAGGGAUCUUGUUAACAUAUAAAUCAGAUCCGGUCACUCCACAGCUUAAAACCAUCCAGUAAUUCCUACCUCAUUAAAAAAAAAAAGUCCAAGCUUCUCAUCCAGACAGCCGUCCAGCCCCCCACCUCUCUUCUGGUCAGCUUCAACACAUUUUCCAACCAACUGAGUACAGACAGGCCCUUCCCUUCACUUGCUCGUAACUUGCUCGGGCACAUUCUUCCCCUCCUGAUCUAAUGCCUGACUUCUCAUUCUUCUGGCUUCAUCUCAGGCGAUAAUUUCCCCAUCUUACUCCUCGUAUUUUUUAAUGUGUCUUGGUUAUUUCCUCCUCACCCAUGGGUUGGUUCCGUCACUAGAGCUUUUUGCCUGCAGCCUUUCCCGUUUGUUCGCUACCGGGUCCCCAUUGCCCAGGAUCCACUGAGUCGGUGUUUGUGGAAUGAAUGGAAGCUGAAGCUGGGAUGGGAAGGUGCCUGGCCUGCACAGUGCUGAAGGGAAAGUGUUACAGGCAGUAGGUUUACUCUGGGCGCUAUCCACGUAGCCUCUCUGGAGGCAAUGUCCCCACAAUUCUGAGUCGACCUGUGACCAGCUUCUCUUCUCUCCCAGUCUAGGAAAAGCUGACCCCUCUCACCCAGCUGGGACCCUGCAAUGCCUGCCCCCCAGUGCACCUCCUGCCACAAGGCCCGAGCCGCCCUGCGUUGCCCGCGCUCGGGCCAAGAGCUGUGUGGCACCUGUUUCUGCAUGGCCCUCGAGGCCGAGGUGCUGCACACGGUGGUCACGGGCCACCUGCUGCCUCGUGGCGCGGUGGUGGCCGUGGGUGCCUCCGGCGGCAAGGACUCCACGGUGCUGGUGCACGUGCUGCGGAAGCUGGCACCCCACCUGGGCAUCUCGCUGCAACUGGUGGCCAUGGACAAGGGCAUCGGCGGCUACCGGGAGGUGGCGCUGGCCACGGUGCGGUGCCAGGCUGCGAGAUGGGAGCUGCCACUCACCGUUGUGGCCUAUGCCGACCUCUGGGGCUGGACAAGGGACGCCAUGGCCCACAGCAUGGCCGGCUCUGGCCACAGCCGCUCCUGCUUCACCUUCUGUGGGGUGCUGCAGCGCCAGGCGCUGGAGGAAGGGGCAAGUCUCGUGGGAGCCACGCACGUUGUGACAAGCCACAACGCCGAUGACAAGGCGGAGACCUUGCUCAUGAACUUCCUGCGGGGCGACGAGGGCUGGCUGGCCCGGGGCGGGGGCCUGGGCUCCCCGGGCGAGGGGGGCGCCCUGCCGCGCUGCCUCCCGCUGCACCUGGCCUCGCAGAAGGAGGUGGUGCUGUACGCGCACUUCCGCCGCCUGGACUACUUCUCCGAGGAGUGCGUCUACGCGCCCGAGGCCUUCCGCGGCCACGCGCGCGACCUGCUCAAGCUGCUGGAGGCCGCGCGGCCCUCCGCGGUGCUGGACCUCGUGCACUCGGCGGAGCGCCUGGCUCUGGCCCCUUCGGCCCGGCUCCCGCCCGCCUGCGCCUGCUCCCGCUGCGGGGCGCUGGCCAGCCGCGCGCUCUGCCAGGCCUGCGCCCUUCUGGACGGCCUGGACCGCGGCCGGCCCCGCCUGGCCAUCCGCAAGGGCGGCCGGGGGCUGGACGAGAUGUGGCCGCCUGGGGCGCAUCGGGAGGAGGUCCAAACCCCAGGCUCCAAGGCCGCAGCCUCCGAGGCUGUUCCCUCCUUCUAGGGACCACAGUUUUCUGCUGGGAUCCGACCUGGAACUCAGGGAGCCUGCAAAUGACACUGUGAAUAAACCCCCGUUACCUUUG